Messenger RNA from Drosophila rhopaloa, 1535 nucleotides. Its product is annotated as trypsin-4-like. NCBI's taxonomy places the organism in Eukaryota, Metazoa, Arthropoda, Insecta, Diptera, Drosophilidae. Gene Ontology annotation, biological process: proteolysis. The coding region runs from base 133 to 1449 and encodes 438 amino acids. Gene Ontology annotation, molecular function: serine-type endopeptidase activity. The record is from RefSeq and is a predicted model, not a curated record. The transcript is spliced from 4 exons.
UGAUGCAAUAUUACCAAUAGUGAUGAAAUAGGCCUUCCGGUGAAAUUCCCGAGAAUAUACCCAUACCCAAUGUGUUUAUUGGCUAUUGGCUAAUUGGCCCUUGGAAGUUGCCCAGCUGGUUUCUGCUCUGCUAUGUGCGAUCUGAGAUCUGAGAUCUGGAUCGUCGUGCUGACCCCACUGCAGUCCGCUUCUGGCGCUGAUCAAGAACGGAGGAUGAGUAGUCGGAGUCGGAGCCAGAGGGUCACCUCCACACCCACCCGUGUGUUCCUCCAUCUCCUGGUGCUGCUCCCGCUGCUGGCAGUGGAAGCAACACCCGCCAUAUGUCCGCAGUCGCAGCGCCGCAUCAUCUUCCCCAAGGAGUCCUUCGAUGAGUGCCACCUGGACGACCCCCCGAGGACGAAGGGCACUUGCCGGCGCAUGGAGGAUUGUCCCAGUGCGGUGAACGCAUGGCUGGAGCGACGGAAGGCCCCCAAGACCUGCUUCUUCGUGAGGUUCGAUCAUUUCGUGUGCUGCGAACCGGAGAAGGAGCUGCCGGAGAUCACCACCAUUAAACCACCCAUAGCAAUGCUGCUCAUGCGACCUAGUCUGUGGGCCUGCAAUGAUUUAAACGAUGUCGUGGAGACACAAGUUGUGGGCGGGAAACCCACCCGUUACCGGGAAUUCCCCUUCAUGGCGGCCCUCGGCUGGCGUUCCAACUUCGAUCAGCAGAUCUAUUAUCGCUGCGGCGGCGCUUUGAUCUCCAACAACUUUGUUUUGACGGCGGCCCACUGCGUCGACUUGGGCGGUGAGCCGCCCAGCCAGGUUCGCCUCGGUGGCGACAACCUGACCCUGUCCGAGGGCGAGGACCUGCCCAUCCGGCGGGUGAUCGUCCACCCGGGAUACAAUGCCAGCACCGCCUACAACGACAUCGCCCUGCUGGAGCUGGAGAGCCCGGCAAAGCCGGUGCUGAAGCCCAUCUGCAUGUGGGCGGAGAAGGAGGUGGCCAACUCGCUGGUGACGGCCAUCGGAUAUGGACAGACCAGCUUCGCCGGACUCUCCUCCGCCCAGCUGCUGAAGGUGCCGCUGAAGAUCGUCAGCAACGACGAGUGUCAGGUGCACUACCAGGUGGACCAACUGGCCCAGGGAGUGCUGUCCACCCAGAUGUGUGCCGGCGAUCUUACCGGCGAGCGGGACACGUGCCAGGGCGACUCCGGAGGACCCCUGAUCAUGCACGACGGCCGGCGGGGAAACAUUGUGGGCAUCACAUCGCUGGGGCAGGGGUGCGCCAGUGGGCCGCCGUCGGUGUACACCAGGGUGUCCAGCUUCGUCGACUGGAUCAAUGGCAUCGUGUGGCCGCAGGAAUUCCAGAAACACCAGGGAUCUAAUUUCAUUAUUUUCCCGAAUAACGAAUUUGUUAAGAUAAUUAAUAGUAAAUAUUUUAGUUACGCUCAAGAAAACAGGAAAGUAUAAAAGACUUAACUUUGCUUGUUAACUUAAAUAAAACCUCUAAAAUAAUUUAUUAAUAAGAUUCGACAACAAAAAAGGUUAAAAACGAA